AGCAAGUGAACAAGCAAACAUCGUCGCCGCAUACAUCACACUCACCCCUGUCAUCCUUUCUCACUUCACUCUCAUCCAUUUCACACCUCUUACUCAAACCACCACCAUCUCCUCCUCCUCACACUCCUCCCCACCAUGCCCCCCCGUCGAUCAGCCCGCCGUCCCCCAACAUCCACCGCACCCUACCCCCCAUCCCUAGCCUCCUCCGACACACCCGACGCACGCCCCACAUCACGCAGCAAAACCAGCCACAGUCGCAGUCCCGACCGCUCCCACUCCUACUCCCACUCGCACGAGCCAGAACUCUCCCCCACCACGAGGAAAAAGAAACGCUCGCCCUCUGCUGCCUCGAAGGAGGAGGCGGAGCUCAAGCUCGAAGCUGAAAAUGACAACGAGAACGAUAACGAGGAAAAGGACCUGCCUGAGGUCGACCCUGGUGCUGAGGUAGAAGAGGAAGAAGGGGAAGACGAAGAUCUCGGAGAAACCCGUUGCUGGUGCGGGAACACCGACGACGACGCGUUCCAGAUCCAAUGCGAGAUAUGCAAGAUGUGGCAGCAUGGCCCCUGUAUGGGCUUUACAGACCAGAGCGAGGUCGAAGGGGAGAACUUCCACCAUUGGUGCGAGCUGUGCAGGCCCGAACUAUGGGGCACUGAUUUCCGCCGACUGACCCGUUCGGCGAAACAUAAACGCGCGCCCUCGUCCGGUGUCGCACUUGUACACGCGACAUCUCCCGCCCUCGCGAGAGAGCCAGAGCCACACAGCCCGCUCAUGGCCCGCGAGCCAAAGCGGCGCGCGACGAUGAACAGCAGCGCAGCGGCAUUUGAUGCUGAAGAGCGUGGGCUGCUCGGUCCUCUGCCUCCGAGCGUGGAGGAGGAAGGCGAUAGGCGAGGGGGGAAGAAACGCCGUCGUGCAGAUGAUCAGGAUGUCGCUUCCGCGACGAUGCCUACCCCACCCCCUGCACCUCAGUCCCGCUCCCGCCCCUCCCGCUCAACAGCAAACACCACCCCAUCUAAACGUCCCCGCGCAGCGCAUCACAAAGCCAAGGACCCUCCUUCCCCCGGGGCAGUCUUCCCGGUAGGGUCGAACAUCCCAGACCAUCUAAGUCAUAUGAGCUUCAUGUUUACCAACCCUCCUGGCAGCCGGCCUGCUUCCGCCCAAGGGGGGAGCCGGAGCGCCAACAGCGCGUUCAACACCGCCAACGCCAACACCAACUCCAACACUAACUCCAACACCAGCAACGCCCUAGGCCUAGGCCUAGGACUGAUGGGCACAGGAAGACCAGGCACAGUACCGAUCAACGCCUUCUCCCUCCCAGCGCUUGUCCAGCAUUUCCCAGGCGUGAGAGCACAUGUGGACAUCUCACCUGUGGUGACACCUGGGGAGUCGCCCGAUUCUCCAGGUGUGGGUGGGACUCCUGUUGCUGUUACCCCUGGUGCUGGCGUUGCUGCUUCUACCAGCGCUGGCGCUGGCGUCGGGAUCGGCGUCGGGGUGGCGUCAUCCCCCAGUACGCAACCUCCCCCCGCACCAGCCGCCCCAACCGCCCCACCACCCUCCUCCACCACCACUACCACCCUCCCCGCCCCCGCCCCCGUUCCAGCCCACGAACUCGCCACCUCCCUCUCACUAAAAUGUAAGAUCAAAUGGCCCUCCAAAAGGAUCACGAGCCAGGAGAUGAAAAAAAGGGUAGGGGCGAUGUUGAUGUGGGGUAUGAGGGUGGGGAGCGAGUUGGAGAGGAGGGAGGAGAGGGGUCGGGAGCUUGGUCUAUGGGGGUUGGGAGGGUUGGAGGGGGUGGGGGCGGGAGGGGGCGGGGGGGGCGGGGGGGUGGGCAUCCCUAUCCUGGAGGACCAGAGCUUGCCGAGGAAGGGGAUCGGACGCCAACCAAGAGAGGGGGAGAUCGUGGACGGGAAUAGGAUAGGGCCGAACGUGGUGGACGAAACCCUCAAUAGGUCCAUGAGGACGCUUUUGCCCGAUGCGUUAGAUGCGUUAGACGCUCAGGCGCAGGGGCGAGCCCAACCUGUUACUCUCACGGGUCGUUCUAUCGUCGCCGUCGCCGUAACCACCGCAGCCGCUAGCCCUCCCCUUCCCCCCACCCGCCCCGCCCCCGCCCCAGCCCCAGCUGCAGACCAAGCAUCAGCAACACCCUCAGCAUCAGCACCACCCUCAGCAUCAACCUCAGCAUCAGACCUCUCCCUCCUCUCCCAAGCUGUAAACCUCAGCUCCUCUUCCCAGGCGCAGGACCUCCUGCGCCAGCUGAACCAGAGGCUUGUACAGGUUAACGAGCUUUGGAAUAUGAGAGUGGAGCUGGAGGGGAGGAGAUGA
Messenger RNA from Dacryopinax primogenitus, 2319 nucleotides. RefSeq lists its product as uncharacterized. The record is from RefSeq and is a predicted model, not a curated record. The transcript has 4 exons. Gene Ontology annotation, biological process: negative regulation of silent mating-type cassette heterochromatin formation; negative regulation of rDNA heterochromatin formation. Lineage: Eukaryota; Fungi; Basidiomycota; Dacrymycetes; Dacrymycetales; Dacrymycetaceae. The coding region runs from base 136 to 2319 and encodes 727 amino acids. Gene Ontology annotation, cellular component: Rpd3L complex; Rpd3L-Expanded complex.